Messenger RNA from Ochotona princeps (American pika), 1412 nucleotides. RefSeq names its product spermatogenesis associated 32 (gene SPATA32). NCBI's taxonomy places the organism in Eukaryota, Metazoa, Chordata, Mammalia, Lagomorpha, Ochotonidae. The coding region runs from base 189 to 1379 and encodes 396 amino acids. Gene Ontology annotation, molecular function: actin binding. The transcript is spliced from 6 exons. Gene Ontology annotation, cellular component: perinuclear region of cytoplasm. The record is from RefSeq and is a predicted model, not a curated record. Gene Ontology annotation, biological process: spermatogenesis.
ACAUCUCCAGCGCCCGCCCCUAAGCCAAACAGCGUACCGGAGGCAGAGGGGCAGCAGCCACCAGCCGGCUCCCCGCCUGCUUGACAAAGUCUCGGUCAGCAUGGGGGUGACAGGGAGACGUGGGCUAGCGCCACCAUCGCGCCAAGAAUCGAUCACCAGAGAGCAGCCUUCCGCUUGGCAAGGAAUUGAUGCAGGACCCUUACAUCAGCCAGCAGCCCUGGUUGGGCCCCCUCAACGCUUGCUCCAGUGCAGCUGUGAGGGGUCCCAGUGGGUUUCCAUGCUGCGGCCAGAAGUCAGUGGAGACUGUGGAGAUACCGAAUGACUUUAGCCACCACCUGAUCAACCCGCAGGAGCUACAAGACAAAGAGGUAGAGCUGGAGGCAGAGUUAAGGGAACAGAAUGUCCCCCAUGAAGAGGACUUAGACCUGGACAUGGUCCCAGACCUAGAUGUGGUCUCAGAGAAAGACUUAGACAUGCUGCAGCAGGAGCUGCUCCCGGCAGCCAAGCCCGACCCCGAGCCGGACCUGGAGCCCGCAUGGCAGACCAUCACCCCGGAGCUGAGCAAUGAGGACACCCUGCCACAGGGCUACAAGAUUGAAUCCUUCCCCUCCCGCAUAGAGGACUUGCCCCCGCUGCAGAGCCCGGCACAGCAGAGCUACCAGACCUUGGCAUCCAGCCAGCACCGUUCCAUCCGUGUGCAGACCUCCAAGCACCUCUUCUGGGCUGACAAGCUCAUUCAAGCCUCGGAGCACAGCCUGCAGCAGGCAAUCCUCAGGCAGCAGGCCCAACAUGGCCCAGGCCAGGGUGCCGAGGCCAGGGACACUGUUCCCAGCUCCCAGAGCGCCAUUGUCUUGCCAGAGCAACCAGCCACAGAACUCCAACAGACCCCAAGCCCCAGCGUGUCCGCCAGUGCCCCACCAUUGCAGGGCAUCGGUCUGGCAGAGCUGGUCAGCUUAGCUUCUUCCUUGGCCAUGGCCUCCUCCAGUAAGAUGGACAUACCCAGUUUGGAGCAGAUUGUCAAAGCUUCCCCCAAGAAGGCCGAGGAGCCUCCUCCAGAGCCGGCCCAGGCCACAGCAGAAGACAAGCCAGAGCCGGAAUCAUGCACAGAGACAUUGCUACAGAAAACACCUACAGGGGAGGGGCAGCAGAACGCUCAGAAGCAAGAGAACAAGACGUCCCCUGGCCAUUACCUUGACUUCAGCAAGCCAGGAGUCAAGCGAGCCAACAUUGAAGGGGAAGUGGUGCUUCUCCAGCCACCAGCCAGGUCCUCCCAGCUGCAGGGAGCCAGGGAAGACUCGGUGCCGGGAACCAAGAAAGGGAAUCCAUUAUUGCUGAAAAUCCAUUUUAAGCUGUCGUCCCCCUCCACCCCAGAGAAAUGACUAGACAAAACCAGUAAAGCCUCCAGCGCUGGC